Messenger RNA from Colletotrichum spaethianum, 183 nucleotides. RefSeq lists its product as uncharacterized. The transcript has a single exon. The record is from RefSeq and is a predicted model, not a curated record. NCBI's taxonomy places the organism in Eukaryota, Fungi, Ascomycota, Sordariomycetes, Glomerellales, Glomerellaceae. Bases 1 to 183 code for a protein of 60 amino acids.
AUGGCGUCGUGGGCCACCUACGUCAGCGCGACGGACGAGGUGAGGGAGGGGCUACCGCCAGGACCUCUAUACUCAACUGUAGAGGAUGUGCAGCGGCGUAAGUACCCGGCACCCCAGCCGAAGCCCCUGAAGGACUUUCUGACCGUGACCGCGAUUCGUAUGUACCUGCUAGUGUGGCGAUGA